This is a messenger RNA of Cajanus cajan (pigeon pea), 2755 nucleotides long. RefSeq names its product two-component response regulator ARR12. NCBI's taxonomy places the organism in Eukaryota, Viridiplantae, Streptophyta, Magnoliopsida, Fabales, Fabaceae. The record is from RefSeq and is a predicted model, not a curated record. Gene Ontology annotation, biological process: phosphorelay signal transduction system; cytokinin-activated signaling pathway. Gene Ontology annotation, molecular function: DNA-binding transcription factor activity; DNA binding.
GCUGACACACACACAUAAGCACAAAAAGACAUCAACUUUUUCGCUCCUUCUUCGCAUUUAUUGUUCUUUUCAAUUAUUCAUUCACAUUCUCCUUCAAAAUUACUAUUUAUUCCUAUAAAUUAUAAAUCUUUUCUUUACUGUUUUCCUUGUCUCCUCUGUUUCAUAGCUUCUGGGUUUUGGUUUCAGACCCACAAACACAGUUCGUUUGAGUUUGUGUGUUGGUCAAUAUUAGAGAAGGAAAUGACCGUAGACAACAGAAUGAACGAUUCCCCCGACGAUUUUCCCGUCGGAAUGCGUGUUCUCGCGGUUGACGAUGACCCCACCUGCCUCUUAGUUUUGGAAACUCUCCUCAGAAGAUGUCAAUACCAUGUUACCACGACUAAUCAAGCAAUAACGGCAUUGGCGCUGUUGAGAGAACACAAGGACAAGUUUGACCUGGUAAUCAGUGAUGUGCACAUGCCAGACAUGGAUGGAUUUAAGCUGCUUGAGCUAGUGGGACUUGAGAUGGACCUUCCUGUCAUAAUGUUGUCUGCAAAUGGUGAUACAAAGCUGGUGAUGAAGGGGAUUGCUCACGGAGCCUGUGAUUAUCUGCUGAAACCUGUGAGAAUGGAGGAGCUCAAGAACAUUUGGCAGCAUGUAAUCAGGAGGAAGAAGUUUGACUCAAAAGAGAAGAAGAAAACCAGCAACCUAGACAAACCUACUUCUGAUAGUGGCAAUGGACUAGGGUCAUCAGGAGCAGGAAAUUCUGAACAAAAUGAGAAGCUGACUAAAAAAAGGAAGGAUCAAGAUGAGGAUGAAGAUGAGGAACAGGAGAACGAUCAGGACAAUGAGGACCCGUCAACCCAAAAGAAGCCUCGGGUUGUUUGGUCUGUGGAGCUGCACCGCAAGUUUGUUGCUGCUGUUAAUCAGCUUGGCAUUGACAAGGCUGUACCUAAAAAAAUUCUUGAUCUGAUGAAUGUUGAAAAGCUUACAAGGGAGAAUGUGGCAAGCCAUCUCCAGAAGUAUAGGCUUUAUCUGAAAAGAAUUAGCUGUGUGGCUAACCAGCAGGCUAAUAUGGUGGCGGCCUUAGGAGGUGCAGAUGCAUCCUAUUUGAGAAUGAGUUCUGUGAGUGGGGUUGGACAUUUACAAACAUUAAGUGGUUCAGGACAGCUUCAAAACAAUGGUUUCAGAUCCUUUCCAUCUAGUGGGAUAAUUAAUAGAUUGAACACCCCUGCUGGUUUGAAUGUGCAUGGAUUCCCAUCUGGAGUACUUCAAUUGAGUCAAUCACAAAAUUUAAACCACAAUGAUCAUCUUAAGUUCCAGUCAGCCAUGGUUCCUGUUAAUCAGAAUGGCAUUCAGGGGAUGCCAAUGUCUGUAGGGCUUGAUCAAUUGCAAAACAAUAAAGGUGUUAUUUCUGUUCACUUUGAUGCCAAAACUUUUCCCAUCUUGAAUAAACUCUCAGAUCCAAGACCAAAAGUAACCACAUCUGGCUCUCACACUCCAGAUCUGGGUAUCUCAAACAAUGCCUUGAUGGUGGAACCACGCCUUCAAGGCACACAAGGGAGUGUAAGAUAUGAAACUUUAUCUUCAUCACCAGCCUCUCAAAAUUCAGAGUUUUCCUUGUCUAUGCUGGAUCAAGGUAGAUAUAGUGAUAAUUGGUCAAGUGCUGUUCAGCCAUCUGUGAUUCAGACAAACUCUUACCCUCCAAGUGAAUGUUUUAGACGGACUAAUAUACGUCCUACAGAUAACAUGGCUUCUGUACCCUUGCAAGGUGGGAAUUUGAGUGGUCCAUCCAUCACUUCACUGUCUAGACAACCCCAUGAUUCAAUUACAGAUAUGCACUCUGAAGGUGUGAUUUUUACUAACAGACCUGGUCUGUUAAGCAGUAAUGCGCCAUUUCAAGGGUGGGAUGACCAUAGUCAGGAUGCUACUCACCAUUCAAAUAUUAUGUUUGGAUCAAUAAACUCACUGAAUCCAGUUAAUGGUGCAGCAACAGACUCAAAUUUACACAGAAACUUGGACUUUAGCUAUUGUGAUCCUUUACAAAUGAAGCAUGAUGGGUUUGUGGAGUUAACUGAAGAGACCUCAUUGAAACAUCAGGGGAAUAUCAUGAACCAGCAGAAGUCUCAACAAAGUGGUUUUUCUAAUAAUCUUGGUUCGCUGGAAGACUUGGUUAGUUCGAUGAUGAAACAAGAGAAAGAUCAGAUGAAAUUAUUGGAUGGAAACCUCAUUUGCGAUAAUUACACGGGUGGGGUAUCUAUGUGAUGGCAGUUAGCAGGUUUGGCAGCACAUAUCAGCAUCAUGCAUCCUGGUUGAUGAAUUUUGUAGUUUUCAGUGUGUGUAACCGCUUUUGUCUAAAUGUAGUUUUGUGUAGGGUUUAGUUUUUCCAGAUUACUUUUUCCUGGGUUAAGUUCUCUAGGUUUCUUCCAUUAAGGGCUUUCUAAUUUUAUACAAACAAAUGCGUUGUCCUUGGCCUCGGGUCCAGCGAUGUAUUAUGAAGUUAUUAAUCAUGUUUAAUCUCCAUAGAAUAUUGACCUGCAAAUUGGACCUAGAUCUUCUCCCAUAGCUACACUUGAAGUGAGGAGAGAGAGACACAAGUUCCUGGAACCUUCUCACAAAUGAGAUCCGCUUGAACCGUGUGUCUAUCUCACUCCUCGUUACAGGUGUAACAGAUGGAGAGACACCAGGGGUUAUAUGUUUGUUAGGAAUCCAUAAACAAGAUUAUAAUGAUUAUGAUGAAUGACAAUAAACACGGAUUUCCCCUUUUAUGCUUGGA